AUGGCUCUCUUGGGUGCCGAGUUUGCUAUGAAGGAUCUAGGUCCUCUAAGCUUCUUUGUGGGGAUUGUUGUGUCCCGCGAUGCUAAUGGCAUGUUCUUAUCUCAAAAACAGUACGCCACAGAGAACAUUGAGAGAGCUGGUAUGGCUAAUUGCAGCUCUUGUCCCACUCCUGUUGAUACCAAACCAAAACUUAAUGCAUCGAAGGAUUCACCUUAUGAGGAUCCUACGAAGUACUGCAGUCUGGCUGGUGCCUUACAAUAUCUUACCUUUACUAGACCUGACAUUUCUUAUGCAGUUCAACAAAUCUGCCUUCACAUGCAUGAUCCUAGAAACGAGCAUAUGAGUGCUCUUAAGCAUAUUUUGCGCUAUUUGCAGGGUACUUUGUCUUAUGGUCUACACUUGUAUAAAUCCUCUUUCAACAAGCUCAUUUCUUAUACUGAUGCUGACUGGGGAGGAUGCCCAGAUACUAGACGUUCUACUUCCGGCUAUUGUGUUUUUCUAGGUGACAACUUGAUAUCAUGGUCGUCCAAAAGACAACCAACUUUGUCAUGUUCCAGUGCUGAGGCUGAAUAUCGAUGA
Molecule: messenger RNA, 579 nt
Organism: Glycine soja
Lineage: Eukaryota; Viridiplantae; Streptophyta; Magnoliopsida; Fabales; Fabaceae
Exons: 1
Coding region: 1-579 (192 amino acids)
Source: RefSeq, a predicted model, not a curated record